AUGGCCACCACGCUGCGUCGCCGCGCACCACGCGAGACACAACCAGUUGACGACGGUUCGCCAACCCGCGAAGAUAGUCCAGCCAUCGAGCCGACGGCGCAUAUCCAUGUGGUGGAAAAGGCACCUAGGGCGACGCGAAAGAGGCGGAAUACCUUUAUAUUCUUACUGGGCGGAAUAUGCGGCUUGCUAGCUGCAGGCUUUUUUGCCAAAACCAAUGAUCUUAUAGACUUCCCUGAAAUCGGCGAGCUGAGCAUGGACAGCUUCCUCGAUGUCCUUCCGGCUGGCCUAAUUAAGGAUAUGCGCGACUUGGUGCAAGGCGAGCGAGAAGUCACAGAUGCGUACGACUCUUUUUCAGUCGGCCUCAAGGCACGAUCCGAGGGCCUACACGCUCACCAUCCCGUGAUCAUGGUUCCAGGAGUCAUUUCCACUGGCUUGGAAUCCUGGGGAACUGCCAACACAUCACGUCAAUACUUCAGGAAACGCUUGUGGGGCAGUUGGACAAUGAUGAGGGCCCUCGUGCUCGACAAGGAGUUGUGGAAGAAGCAUAUCAUGCUUGAUAAGAAAACUGGCCUCGAUCCGCCGGGCGUGAAAUUACGGGCCGCGCAGGGCUUCGAUGCCACAGACUUCUUCAUUACGGGAUACUGGAUCUGGAAUAAAAUCUUCGAAAAUUUGGCCACCAUUGGUUAUGACCCGACAAACUCUUUCACAGCUGCCUACGAUUGGCGGUUGUCCUACCAGAAUCUUGAGGUGAGAGACCGGUACUUUUCCCGCCUCAAGUCACACAUUGAGUCUGCCGUGGAAUAUGAUGGCGAGAAGGUGGUCCUAGCCUCUCACAGUAUGGGCAGCCAGGUCGUUUACUACUUCUUUCACUGGGUUCAGUCAGAACAAGGUGGUCGCGGAGGAGAAGACUGGGUGGAUCGUCACAUCGGGUCUUGGAUCAAUAUCAGCGGAUGCAUGCUUGGUGCAGUGAAAGACCUUACCGCGGUAUUAUCCGGUGAAAUGAGGGAUACCGCACAACUGAACGCCUUUGCCAUAUAUGGGCUGGAGAAAUUUUUGAGUAAAGAAGAGCGGGCGGAGAUUUUUCGCGCCAUGCCCGGUCUCUCUUCCAUGCUGCCGCUCGGCGGCAACGCAGUUUGGGGUGAUUUGAAUUGGGCACCGGACGAUCGACCGAACCAGAACUUUUCAUAUGGUUCUGUUCUCAAUUUCAAGGUCGGGGCCAAUUGGACCGCUCCGGACAAAAACAUGACUGUUGACGGCUCUAUGAAAUACCUCUUUGAAACUACAGAGGACUGGUAUCAGAAACAUGUUAAAAACAGCUACUCUCACGGUGUUGCGCACACCGCAGCUGAAGUGGAAGCUAAUGAGAAGGACCCGAAGAAAUGGAUCAAUCCACUUGAGACUCGUCUGCCAAACGCCCCCAAUCUGAAGAUAUAUUGCUUCUAUGGUGUAGGCAAGCCAACCGAACGCGCAUACUACUAUCGAGCCCCAGAUCAGCCAGCAAGCACAAGGCUCAAAAUUACAAUUGACACGGCGCUCACUGAAGGUGAAGUUGAUCAUGGUGUGGUGAUGGGCGAAGGUGAUGGCACAGUCAAUCUUCUUAGCACAGGAUACAUGUGUAAUCGCGGGUGGCAUAUGAAAAGGUAUAACCCUGGCAAUUCAAGGAUCACGGUGGUAGAAAUGCCUCACGAACCGGAGCGAUUUAAUCCCAGAGGCGGCCCGAAAACUGCUGAUCACGUAGACAUCCUGGGCCGCCAAAACCUGAACGAACUGAUACUUAGGAUCGCAGCGGGUAAAGGCGAUACCAUCACUGAUUAUGUUGUCAGCAACAUCAGCGAAUAUGCUGACAAGGUCAAGAUCUAUGAAGAGGGCGAGCAAAAGGCCGCAGCGAAAUCAUAG
This is a messenger RNA of Metarhizium brunneum ARSEF 3297, 1896 nucleotides long. RefSeq names its product Phospholipid:diacylglycerol acyltransferase (gene plh1). Lineage: Eukaryota; Fungi; Ascomycota; Sordariomycetes; Hypocreales; Clavicipitaceae. Gene Ontology annotation, biological process: triglyceride biosynthetic process; lipid storage. The record is from RefSeq and is a predicted model, not a curated record. Gene Ontology annotation, molecular function: phospholipid:diacylglycerol acyltransferase activity. Gene Ontology annotation, cellular component: cytoplasm; perinuclear endoplasmic reticulum.